GUUCUAUACAUGUUACUACUGCUCGGCUUAAUUUCCGAGUUAUUUAUAAAAAACUGUCAGUAUAAUUAUAAUGAACUUUACCUAUAAUUGUGCGUCCGUGACAGCGUAUGCGUUACUAUUGGCUGUUGACUGUUAUUGUUACCUUAUUUGUAAUUUCAUAGGAAAAUUUAGUUUUAAUUUAAAUCACAACAAUACUGAAUCGAUAACAUCGCAUGCGACACGAAAAUGGUAAUGGGAAGUUGGAUGAUCCUCAAAAUGUAGGACAUGAAAUAAUAUUGAUCCUAUCACACCUAUUCUGUACAUCUCUGUAGAUUGUCGGUGGUGCUAAGCAUAUGAUAAGCGCAAGGAACUCCAGUUAUUAGCUGGCAGAUGUUGACUUCAGGAACAAAUUCACGUGAGUCAUUGAUAUCAUUGCUAGAGACACUGAUAUGCAUAUAUAUUUAUCAGUGACUAGUGGCUGGAGCCUCCUUUGACCUUUUGGGUUUACAUAGAUAUACCUAUUAUAAAGAUAGAGGAGUGGAUGAACAAAGGCAAUAUAGGAAUGAAAAGCUAAAUUUCAGCAUGACUAAGAAAUGCAUAAUAUGUAAAACAGAAGCGACUCCAAUUUCCAAAGAUAGACGUAGCUUUCACAUGUUUCCUAAAAAUGAAUUAAUAAGAAAGAAAUGGAUGGACGCAAUAAAUUUAUUGACAGCUCCAAACUUCAAAACUACAUUUAUAUGCAGUGACCAUUUUGAUGACAAAUCGUUCCAUGAUUCUGAUGAAUUAAGAAGUAGAAAACGACUGCGUCCAGAUGCGGUUCCUCAAAGGAUAAGUUUUAAAAAAUCCGAUGAUACAUCAAAAGAAAAAGAUUUAGAGCCAGAAAAGCUGUUUGAAAGACCCAUUGAUAAAGACUAUUCUAAAUCUGAGAUGGUGACUGAUCUUUCUAAUACAUGUAUUAAAGCCACAAAUGAACAAGAUUGUUUAACUGGAGAGAAAAGUAAUAAUACUAUGAAUAAUGUUCCAAACAGUGGUAAUAGAAGGAAACAUUCAUUCAUCAAAAAAAUACCACCUAAAAAAAUUCGUUUUAUGAAUGGCUUUAAAACAGAAUAUAUAACUCGAGAAGACUUUGUUUCUGAUGAAGCUUGGGAGCGCUUCCUCAGGUUAAUAACCUAUGAAAGAAAUAGAAUGGCAGCUGCUCAUAAUAGGAAUUCACGUAAAGAAAAGAAAAUAAGAAAUUUUAAACUUUUCAUAAAAGGUUUGGAAAACAGUGAAGAACUUGAUGCUACUCAAUACGUGAAGGUCUGUUUAGAAUAACUAUUUUAUAUUUCUAUUUUAUUAUUUUAUUUCGUUAUUACGUAGUUCUUCCGUUUUGGGUUUGGACGGACUUCAGAUUUUACGAUAUUGCAUACUUUAAGUUUUUAAUUCUCUCUUGUAUUCUUAUAUGAUUUUAUAUUAUCACAUAUUUAUUAACUUUGACUACAAUUGUCUUUGUGAAUAAAACAUGAACGAAAUUUAA
Molecule: messenger RNA, 1495 nt
Organism: Bombus impatiens (common eastern bumble bee)
Lineage: Eukaryota; Metazoa; Arthropoda; Insecta; Hymenoptera; Apidae
Exons: 5
Coding region: 562-1293 (243 amino acids)
Source: RefSeq, a predicted model, not a curated record